Molecule: messenger RNA, 165 nt
Organism: Meira miltonrushii
Lineage: Eukaryota; Fungi; Basidiomycota; Exobasidiomycetes; Exobasidiales; Brachybasidiaceae
Exons: 1
Biological process (GO): regulation of transcription by RNA polymerase II
Cellular component (GO): nucleus
Molecular function (GO): RNA polymerase II cis-regulatory region sequence-specific DNA binding; DNA-binding transcription factor activity, RNA polymerase II-specific
Source: RefSeq, a predicted model, not a curated record
AAGGUGUACACAUGCAAGGUUCCUGGAUGUGGUAAAUGCUUCAAACGUAGUGAACACUUGAAGAGACACGUUCGCAGUAUUCAUACUGAUGAGAAGCCUUUUAUGUGCCACUGCGGAAAGCGUUUCUCUCGCCAUGACAACCUCAACCAACAUGCCCGUGUUCAC